CUGGAUUCCACAGAAUCUCUUUUCUCCUCCGUAAAGAACAUAGGAGGAGGGGGACAGGAGAAAAUUACAGACAAAAACCGAGAUAUAAUUCUUGAUUUUGGGUACUUUUUUUUUUUUUUCUCGUCCAGAGAUCGUUCUCGUCUUCGAAUCGACAUUGGUAGGCACGAAUUUUAAUGUUUCGUGGAUGGAACCCCAUCUCUAGGUUUGCCCCGAUUCUCUGUCGGCAGACAUCUCCAUCUUCAUCUCCAUCUCCAUCAUCUCCUCGUUCUCCUCAUCUUGCUCCGUGAAUCUGUACUCUCUCCGGAGGAGGGGAGUCUUGGGCAACAGAGGGAAGGAGAACUUCAAGAGGGGAAGAACCCCCUUUGAAAAUCCGCACCCCCACGAAUUAAAGAUUCUGCGGUUGCCCAAAAGACCCUUUUCUUGAAUCAGUAUCGUCUCUUUCGCUCACUCCUUGGCGGCUUCGGAUCUCCAGCGAUGGCUUUGCAUUGAUUUCUGGGCUCCGUAGCACCAAGAAAGAUGAUUAGGGAUUUUUGGAGGCGGCAUCGGAGAAAGAUUUUGUUUGGUGCUGGCAUUUUGGGUAGUGGAUACCUUCUGUAUAAGCUUUAUGAUGCCCGUAAGAAGCAGCUUUUGGAUCUUGAAAAGGUGUUGGCGGGUGAGCGCGAAAAUGAGGAACUCGUCAAGGCUCAUAUGCAAACCCAUUUCGAGAGUAUCCAAGGAAUAGCCAAUACAGCAACCAUGCCUCAUGCCAUGCACUAUGUAAGUAGCCGGAUAGCGGAAGAGUUGGACUUGACACACUUGACAGAGAGGUUAAUGAGAGGAAAAGGCCAACCCAACACGUUGACGUCUGCAGAGAAACUUGAAUUGUGGGAUCAACUGAAAAUUCUGAGUUUUACAAGAAUGUUAGUCUCACUUUGGGCAAUGACAUUACUCAGCUUAUACAUCAGAGUUCAAGUCAAUAUCCUGGGGAGACAUCUGUAUAUUGACACUGCUCGGGGCCUUGGAAGCCCUCAAUUACUUGACGAUGCUGAUCUCAUUGACAUGGAGGACCAGCAGAAGUUCCUUGCAAGUGCUGAUUUUCUCUCCAAUCAUGGCUUGGCAGCCUUGAUAUAUAAUAUGCAGGCAGCUGCCGCUGAAGUUCUCAAGGGGAAGCAAUUGAGAGAUUUCUUUGACAAUGCGGCACUGCAUGAGACGAUUUUACAAAUACUCGACACCUUCAUGAUCAUGGGAAGCCCCCUUCAGUGGGUGGGCUAUUUGAUGCCUGAGGAUGCUAGAUUGCAUAAGAUCAGUGACACUUCUGGCAACGAGGAUACAAUUGUCCCCAAUUUUACCAAGUUUGAUCAGCUAAUGGUGGAGGCUCGAACUGUGAUAUCAAGUGCUGAAUUUGGGGGUGUAGUUGAUGUGUCAUUGAAAAUGGUUGUGCACGCACUGGUUGAGGAAUUUGAACUUCAAGCUGGAGGAAGCAGUGCUGCUUCAGGGAUACCACUAGCUAAACUCGUACCUCGAGUGGCGCAGAUGGGGCCUCUACUUCUCGAAGAAGCGAGCAAGAACCGUUUCAUCCAGAUAAUUAGAGACUCUCCAGAUGUCGAACUCUUCUUCACUCUUCUAUACACAAAUAUGCCGAAUUCAUAGGAAGCAAGUAGGCAUAGUCUGUAGUUUAAAUUCAUCCACGAAACAGACGCUUCUAUGUAAAAAGAAAAGGAGGAAAAACUUGAAAGGAGCUAGGUUUGGUAAUUUUUUGGGUUAGGUUUCGGCACUUCCGAGAGGAAUAAUGAGGGAAGAUGGGUGUUGGUUGGGUGCAUUAUUCAUGUGAUUCUUUUUUCUCAAGCACUUAUGUUGUCCAGUGUUUUGAACUGGUAGAUUGUGCAAGCAGAUGUAUUGAUGUUGUAGUGCUGACUCCUCCUAAGAUGAAGCUUCAUGAUGGAGGAAAGUACUCUCCAAAGUUGCCAAUUCUGUUCAUUUUGAUGCAUACCCAGUUGUCCAGAAAUGGUUCCAGACAACCUUGAGGCUUCCUGACUCUUUAUUUUUCUUAUGGAAAUAAAUAUGUUCUAAGGGAUUAACGUUU
Eucalyptus grandis is the source of this 2062-nucleotide messenger RNA. Its product is annotated as peroxisome biogenesis protein 3-2. Lineage: Eukaryota; Viridiplantae; Streptophyta; Magnoliopsida; Myrtales; Myrtaceae. Gene Ontology annotation, molecular function: protein-macromolecule adaptor activity. Gene Ontology annotation, biological process: protein import into peroxisome membrane. Gene Ontology annotation, cellular component: peroxisomal membrane. Bases 517 to 1629 code for a protein of 370 amino acids. The record is from RefSeq and is a predicted model, not a curated record. The transcript is spliced from 7 exons.